GAACCAGUUAGCAUUGGCGUAUACGUCGAAAAUUCGGUGCAGUGUAUGACUCCUUUAAGAAUCACUGCUGUCCAAAAGGAGGAGCGUUAUGAAAUGGCUCAUCAGACAUGUGCGUCAGUAAUGACGGUGAAAGAACAUGUGAACAAAUGUGAAAUACGUAACGGGAAAGUGAGACGUGGUGCAUGGACCAUGGGGUGUAUGGAAAGUUACAAGUCAGCAGCAAUGAGAAGAUAUCGAGUGCAAUGGGAGCAUACAAAUCAUCCACCAAGAAAUGAAGAACUACAGACUGUAGGAACGGAAUGCAAGCAUCAGGUGAGAUCCUUCGCAAAGGACACCACCUGUGGACGUAACAACCGAGCACCACUGCACAGGUGUUACCGAAUAAUCGAAUGCGAGUGGUCCCAGACUUCCAAGGUCGUGAUGCAGUUAAAUCCUCGGGCGAUGGUGGCGAACAGCUGUUGUGGGCCCAAGGCAGAUCAUAGGGAGGCCGGAAGGAGUAGCCAUAAUUUGACAUUUUUGCUGGCACUAGUGGUCGAUAUCUUGCGGUUGUUGCCGCAUGUCGAGAAUAUCUGGCCAGUCAGCCUUGUGACCGCAUUGGCUAUCACGUUAAACUCUUCCAAAGUAUUACUAGGGAUCCUAUUGGGCGCAGGUAUUAUUAUAGAUGAGCAACAUGAAGGAGGCCAGUGGAUUAUCGGUGGCGCAGCCACUGACGCUCAAAAGGCGAACGUCCAAUAUUCUGAGGACAUCAACAAGGAAGAGACCAUUGUCGCAGGAUAG
Desarmillaria tabescens is the source of this 777-nucleotide messenger RNA. RefSeq lists its product as uncharacterized. The coding region runs from base 46 to 777 and encodes 243 amino acids. The record is from RefSeq and is a predicted model, not a curated record. Lineage: Eukaryota; Fungi; Basidiomycota; Agaricomycetes; Agaricales; Physalacriaceae. The transcript has 5 exons.